Molecule: messenger RNA, 3153 nt
Organism: Alosa alosa (allis shad)
Lineage: Eukaryota; Metazoa; Chordata; Actinopteri; Clupeiformes; Clupeidae
Product: cadherin-18-like
Biological process (GO): cell morphogenesis; multicellular organism development; homophilic cell-cell adhesion
Cellular component (GO): plasma membrane; catenin complex; adherens junction
Molecular function (GO): cadherin binding; calcium ion binding
Source: RefSeq, a predicted model, not a curated record
AGAUUGGGGAGCUCUGCUUUUGCGCCGCUCUGCUCUAAGGUGGAUUGGGAGCAGAAAACGCACACAGACUCACAGGGUGGCAGCUGGAAUCAGGAUGGUAACUCGGAGCCUUUCUCUUCUUUCUCAUCCCCUACCACUCUUCAGGGACUGAUACAAAGGAUACAACAUGGAUAUAUCCUCCUGUUUCUGAUGAACCAACUGCACCACCAUUUUCACCCAGUAUGCCUGACCUCUUUCCUCAGCGUGUGUGAUCUAAAAGGAGCUUCCCGAUCGGUGGAUGUAACACAAUGGGCGACAGCAGAAGCCUCUGGAUAGGUCUGAUCUAAAUGCUUGGUGGACAGCUGCCUGUCAGUGGCCUUUGAGUGGACAGUGUGCCCCGGGGUGCACAGAGUGGGUUUGCCACCCCUUGGCUCUUACCAUGCGAUUAUCCAGCACGGUCUCUCACUGCCUCUGCCUGCUGCUGCUGCUGCGUCUCGGUGUGGUGCUGACCACCGCAGGCACACCCUCACCGGCCAGCCCCGUCAGAACUGCACUCGCACAGAACCAGAACCAAAGCCUGAACCAAGCCAAACCAGCAGACCAGGAAAAAGACACGCAUCACCGGCCCAAGAGAGGGUGGAUUUGGAAUCAGUUCUAUGUUCUGGAGGAACACAUAGGCCCAGAGGCUCAGCAUGUUGGAAAGCUACAUUCUAAUUCAGACAAAGGCGAUGGAUCAGUGCGUUACCUGCUCUCAGGGGAAGGUGCUGGUACCAUAUUCAUCAUCAACGAGGUCACCGGUGACAUCCAUGCUACCAAGAGCCUGGACAGGGAAAAGAAGAGCCACUAUGUCCUCCAUGCCCAGGCUAUCGACCGCACACUAGCAGCCAUAGAGCCUGAGUCGGAAUUCAUCAUCAAGGUCCAGGAUGUUAAUGAUAAUGCACCCAAGUUCCCCGAUGGCCCCUUUACAGCCUCUGUGCCAGAGAUGGCAGAUAUUGGAACAUCAGUGUUUCAAAUCACUGCAACCGAUUCAGAUGACCCUACCUAUGGAAACAGUGCCAGGAUUGUGUACAGUAUUUUACAAGGACAUCCAUACUUCUCUGUCGACCCCAAAAUUGGUAUCAUUAGGACUGCCUUGGCAAACAUGGACAGAGAAACCAGGGAGAUCUACACUGUUAUCAUCCAAGCCAAAGACAUGGCUGGUCAGGUGGGAGGUCUGUCUGGAUCAACCACCAUCAAUGUCACUCUGACGGAUGUCAAUGACAAUCCCCCCAGGUUCCCACAGAAGAACUACCAGCUCUAUGUUCCUGAAUCAGCACAGGUUGGGAAAGCAGUGGGCAAAAUCAAAGCGAACGACGACGAUCUUGGUGUCAAUGCUGAAAUGACAUACCGCAUCACCAAUUCAGAGGGAGCUGCCAUUUUUGCUAUCUCUACUGACAGUGACAAGAAAGAAGGAGUUAUCGUGCUGAAAAAGCAUCUGGACUAUGAGAAGAAGAAGGCUUACACUCUUCACAUUGAGGGGAUCAACACCCACCUGGACUCCCGUUUUUCCCACCUGGGCCCUUUUAAAGACACCACCUCUCUGAAGAUCAUCAUUGGAGAUGUGGACGAGGCGCCACUGUUUUCCAUGGACUAUUACAUCCUGGACGUCUACGAAAACGCCCCCGCAGGGACAGAAGUGGGCAUGGUCACUGCGCAGGACCCCGACAGUACCAAGAGCGCUGUAAGGUAUUCUAUUGACCAAACCAAUCAUGCAGAUACAAGUUUCAGCAUUGAUGCCAACACUGGGCGUAUAACCACUAAGCAAAUGCUUGACCGGGAAGAGGCCGCCUGGCACAACAUCACAGUGAUGGCAUCAGAGAUUGAUAAUCCCAGCCUUGUCAGUUAUGUUCCGGUCACAGUACAAGUCUUGGAUGUGAAUGAUAAUGCGCCGUAUAUUGAAACUGAAAAUGACAUCAUUGUGUGUGAAUCCUCCAGGGUUGGCCAAGUGAUUCAAACGAUUAAGGCCACAGACAAAGACAACUUUGCGAAUGGACACUUUUCCUUCACCCUGCCCAGUGACCCCCCGGGGAACCCCAAUUUCACCCUGAAGGACAAUGAAGAUAACAGUGCGAGCAUCGUGUCGCAGCGACGCGGCUUCAGCCAGACGGAGCAGGAGCUGUACGAGCUGGCCGUGGAGGUGUGGGACGGCGGCGAGCCGGCACUCAGCAGCAUCAGCACCCUCACAUUGCGCGUGUGCCCCUGCCAGAGGGGCGGCCGGCUCAGGGCCUGCCAGGCACAGGCCUUCCUGUCCUCUGCUGGACUCAGCACCGGAGCCCUCGUCGCCAUCCUCCUCUGCAUCGUCAUUCUGCUGGCCAUCGUUGUGUUGUUUGUCACCCUGCGGAGCAAGAAGAGCAAGAAGGAACCCCUCAUCAUCUCAGAGGAGGACGUGCGGGAGAACGUGGUGACAUACGACGACGAGGGUGGAGGCGAGGAGGACACGGAGGCCUUUGACAUCGUGGCACUGAGGAACCCAGCUGCCGCCGAGGAGCUUCGUCUCCGGAGGGAUGCCCUGGCCCAGGCCUGGGAGGUGGCCGCCGCCGCUGCUGCCGCUGGGGCCAGCUGCACGUCGCUUAUGCUGGACGAGGAGGACAUCCACAGGGUCAUCAGGGAGAGGGUGGUGGUGGCCGACCGGGACAUGAGAGGGCCGCCGUACGACUCCCUCCAGACGUAUGCCUACGAGGGCCACGGCUCCCCCACUGGCUCCAUCAGUUCGCUGGACCUCCCUGGGGUGCCAUCUGAGCUGGACCCAGCAGAGCUGGACGACUGGGGCCCGGAGGUUCACACACUGUCCAUACUAUUUAGGGAGCAUGACAAUGAGCACAACCCCUGACAUCAAUCAGUGUUUGAUAUGAGGCCAGGAACAAAAAAACAAAAAACUACUUUUUUUUACCAUCUGACUCAUUUCCUAAUGAGAGGAUUCAGCAGAGACUCUGUUUUUUAAAACUGUGCAGAUUUGUUCACUUUUGAUGUACUGUAUUGACUGUUCUUUUUCACUAGGUUCUACAAGUGGAAGGAGACAACAUGUGUUUUUCAAUUAAAAAGCACACAAUUAUGUAAAAAAUAUCUGAGACUGAGAGAGGAAGUUAUUUUCCCUGGUGUAUAUUUUAUAUUGCUUAAUAAAGUUAAUGACUCCUG